AUGUCGUCGUCGCACCCACAGGGUUCAUCAGCAACCCAUUACUCCCAUUCCUCCACUUUGCCUACCCCUGCGCAACCAGGACCCUUUGGUCACAAGCAGCGCAAGAACUUUUUCAUGCCCGAGGGCAAGACCGAGUUCAACCACGGUUCCUAUGGAACAUUUACUCGGUCUGUGCAGGAAAACAUGAUGAAGUGGCAUAACAAGGCAGAGGAAAAUCCAGACCGUUGGGUGCGCUUGGAUCUGAAGCCAGCAUUGACAAAAGUACGAGGACAGCUCGCAGAGUUCAUGAAUUGCGACAAGGACGAACUCGCACUCGUCCAGAACACAACCGUCGGUGUCAACACAAUCCUCCGCAGCAUCGAUUUCGCCCCCGGUGACAGGAUCCUUCAACUCUCAACGGGCUAUGUCUCUGUCGACAAAACCGUUCACUACAUAUGUGAUACCCACAAGGACGUUCAGAUCGUCGAGGUCCCCAUCGUGAUGCCCUUGACCGAUCACGAGAUUGUCUUUGAGGUCGAGAAGACGAUUCAGGACCACUUGGCAAAGAAGGAUGGGUCGAGGAUUCGGCUGGCGAUGAUCGAUUGGAUUUCGUCGGUCCCCGCGGUGUUGCACCCGAUCAAGGCUCUGGUCGACAUGUUGAGGUCGUAUGGGAUCCUGGUCUUUGUCGAUGCCGCCCAUGCAAUCGGACAGGUGCCUAUUGACUUGACAUACCUCAACCCGGACUUUUUGAUCACCAAUUGUCACAAGUGGUUGUACAGUGUUCGCGGUUCUGCGGUUCUCUUUGUCCCCAAGCGGUUCCAGAGUUCGAUUCAUCCGACGGCGAUCCAGGGUGACUACAAGUCUGGCGGGUUUGAACUCGAGUUCUCCUGGAACGGGACGAUGGAUUACUCGACCAUCUUGUCGAUCGAGGGAGCACUAGAGUUCCGCAAGCAGUACGGAGAGGAAGCGAUUAUUCACUAUUGUCAUCGCUUGGCGGUCGAGGGUGGUGAGAAGAUGGCCGAGAUCCUGGGGACCGAUGUCUUGACACCCCAUGAACAACAGGUCGGAAACAUGGUCAAUGUUCGAUUGCCGAUCAAGAACAUUAACCACCCGAAGAUCGAGACACCCGACUAUCUGAUUCGACUGUUACUGGAUAGGUAUAAUCUUUUCGCGCCGAGUUACAAGCAUGGAGGGUACUUUUGGACCCGAGUGUCGUCGCAGAUUUACCUCGAGUUGAGUGAUUUCGUGCAUCUGGGUCGAGUCUGGAAGGAAGUCAUUGAAGAGCUCAAUGCCGAGGAGGAGGAUUAA
Messenger RNA from Linnemannia hyalina, 1287 nucleotides. Lineage: Eukaryota; Fungi; Mortierellomycota; Mortierellomycetes; Mortierellales; Mortierellaceae. The record is from the annotation of a GenBank genome assembly.